Triplophysa rosa is the source of this 3681-nucleotide messenger RNA. RefSeq lists its product as uncharacterized. NCBI's taxonomy places the organism in Eukaryota, Metazoa, Chordata, Actinopteri, Cypriniformes, Nemacheilidae. Gene Ontology annotation, molecular function: RNA binding. The transcript has 23 exons. Bases 151 to 2835 code for a protein of 894 amino acids. Gene Ontology annotation, cellular component: nucleus. The record is from RefSeq and is a predicted model, not a curated record. Gene Ontology annotation, biological process: RNA processing.
ACUGCCUACCUAGUUUGCUUUUUAGUGCGCCUUUUGUUGGCCAAGAAUGCUGUCUCGGUAGGUAGCGUAGUAGUUUUUGAGACAGAUGCGCACACCGAGUUAUGGAGGACAUCAGAUGCGACCACCAACAUCAAUCUACGACUAGUUGACAUGGCAGACAAAAAAGGGAAAUCUGUGGGGGUGAAGAGGACACUAACAAAAAGAGAACAGGAGGAAAUCAAGAAAAAGGAGGAGGAGAAAGCUGCCGAAGUCUUUGAAGAAUUUUUAGCUUCUUUUGACUCUAAUGACAAGAGUAAUGUGAAGACUUUUGUACGUGGUGGUAUUGUGAAUGCAACUAAAGAGGAAGAAGCUGCGGAGGUGAAGAAGAGCAAACUCUACAGACCCGUCACUAAAUUCACUCCUCCGUCUCCGAAUGCCUCUCCUGCUCCAUCUGCAGACAUUAGAAAAACAGCCGCUAAAAAGAAAGUGGAGGAGAAGAAGAAGAGUAAUCUGGAGCUUUUUAAAGAAGAGCUGAAACAAAUACAAGAGGAAAGAGAAGAGAGAUACAAAAGAAAGAAAGGAGACUCUGGAGGAGUGCAUCCUGAUGUGGAUUUACCUUUGACGCGACGAUCAAGUACGCAUGAGAAACAUACAGUUUACAAUCACUUUAAAGAUCUAGUGGGAAAUAAAACGACUUCAUGCAUUGUCUUUGUAGUAUUCGACGAUGAUCCUGCAGUGCCAAACACAACAAACCUGUACAUCGGCUGCAUCAACCCCAAGAUGACGGAGGAGAUGCUCUGUAAAGAGUUUGGCAAAUACGGCCCUCUUGCCAGCGUGAAGAUUAUGUGGCCUCGCACAGAGGAAGAGAGAACUAGGGUCACCAACCGCGGUUUUGUUGCCUUCAUGACACGAAAAGAUGCAGAACGUGCUUUGGCUGCCCUGGAUGGUAAGACGAUAAUGGGUUUUGAAAUGAAGUUGGGUUGGGGGAAAGCAGUACGCAUUCCCCCGCAGCCUCUUUAUACUCCCAUUGGUGUGCUGAAGACCACAGCCCCCCCUCCACCAUCUGGACUGCCAUUCAAUGCCCAACCCAGAGACCGCUUCAGGAAUGACUUCACCAAAUCCCGAAGCCGCUCGCAGGAAGACUUUUACAAGACUCUGUCCGAGGCCGUAGUGACAGUGGUAAUCCCCCCAGAAAGGAACCUGCUGGGCUUGAUACACAGAAUGAUUGAGUUUGUGGUGAGAGAGGGACCCAUGUUUGAGGCCAUCAUCAUGAGCCGGGAGAAGAGCAACCCUGACUUUAGGUUUUUGUUUGAAAACAAGAGUCAGGAGCAUGUGUACUACAGAUGGAAGCUGUAUUCUAUUCUACAGGGCGAAAACCCAAAUAAAUGGAGAACGACAUCUUUCAGAAUGUUUAGGGGUGGCUCGUUGUGGAAGCCUCCCAUUCUUACCCCAUAUCUCCAUGGAGAUGAGGAUGCAGAAGAGAGCUCCUUCUCUAUUCAAGAAGAAGAGCCAAAGAAAGGGCAGCUGAAGGCAGAACACAGAGAGAGGUUAGAGUCCCUGCUGAGAGGUCUGACUCCACGCAGAGAUGAGAUCGGAGAUGUGAUGCUGUUCUGUCUGGAGAGAGCAGAGGCUGCGGAGGAGGUCGUCUCCUGCAUCACAGAGGCUCUGUCACUACUGCACACGCCACUACAGAAGAAGAUUGCCAGACUUUACCUGAUAUCUGACAUCCUCUACAACUCCUGUGCCAAAGUUGCCAAUGCAUCAUAUUACCGCAAAUUUUUUGAGACAAAGCUGCCUGAGAUAUUUGGGGACUUGAGUGAAUCAUAUCGGAACAUCCAGGCCAGACUCCAGGCAGAGCAGUUUAAGCAAAGGAUCAUGGGAUGUUUCCGUGCGUGGGAGGACUGGGCAAUUUAUCCAGAUUCCUUCCUGAUCCAACUGCAGAAUAUAUUCCUGGGGCUCAUUAAACCUGGAGAGGAGGUGAUUGACAGGCCGGAGCCUGGAUCUCCAGACCUGGAUGGGGCACCUUUGGAUGGUGUUCCUAUAGAAAGAAGUGAAAUUGAUGGAAUGCCCCUUGAUGACCUUGAUGGCUCACCCUUAACCUGGGAUCCAGCCUCCAUCGAUGGAGUACCGGUUGAUGACAUUGAUGGUGUUCCUCUGGAAAACCCAAUAGAUGACAUCGAUGGCGUGCCUUUGGAUGAAAAGUCUUUACCCAGUGUUGCACUGUCUAAAUGGGAGAAGGUGGAAGAUACAGAGUCAUCAGCAAAGAAUGACUCUGAGCUGAACUCAAGCGGCCUUAAAGAGAAUGAAGGUGAUUCUGACAUGAGCAGCGAUGAUGCUGACAGUCCCAGCAGGUUCGAGGGGGCAGAGUUUAAGUCUUCUUUGAAAAACUUUGAGCUGUCUGAAAGCAAAAGGACACACCUCCGAGAGCUGGAGGUGAAGGUGAUGAAGUUUCAGGAUGAACUAGAGUCUGAGAAGAGACAAAGGAAGUCCAGUAUGAGUCUUCAACAACAAGUUCAGCACUACAGAAACCGACUAUUACAGAAGGAGUUUGAUAAGGACAACCUAGAAAAGAGAGACAAAUGGUCACAGAAACCGAAAGAAAGGCCCAAAAAAGACGAGCGGAGAGAUAAAGGGGAGGACAGGAGUAAAACACGGGAUAAAGAGAAGAGUAGAAAGAGUGAAGACAGAGAGAGGAGUAGGGGACGGAGUCGAGACAAAGACGACAGGAGAGAGAGAACAAGAUCUCGAUCACCGAAAAAGUCCAAGCGAUCGCCGUCUCCGCAGCACAAAUCCUGGAGUUCAUCAUCCCGAUCACCACAUCGCUCACACAAAAAGUCCAAGAAGAGCAAACACUGAACUCGAAGCCUUUGACCUCUGCAGUCGUCUCAUAGCGCAGACUGGCAGAGCCUGAGGGAUGCUCUUGUCUCGCACAACUGCAUUUCUGUUCCACAGUGCUUUGAAGGAAGGACUGAACAAUCCCAUUUGCUUCCAGAACAGUUUUCUAAGGGGCUGCUGCAAUCGCGACCCUGGGCUUGGCUGAAUUUUUCUAAGAUGAAGUGUGAACUUGUACAGAUCUUAUUUUUGUUUUGUAAACGGUUUUAUUUGUGUUAUCUUCUCAUUUUGUUUAAAAUCCAGUGUUUAAAAAAGCUGCAAGAUGGACACCUCCACUCCCCAACCUUUACAAUAAAAACAUUUGUGGAAGGACAAAUGUGUUGGUGUAAAUGUUAUAUAAAUUAGUUUUUUGUAAAUUGAAAUCUAUAAUUGAAAUAUUUGGUAAUAGACCGACACCACAUUGAUCUUUACAAUGUGGUGUGAGUCUAUUAAUCAGAAUAUGGCAAUAUUCGGUUUAUGCUUACACAUACCAUACGAUGCCUUAUUCAGAAUAUUAACCCUAACAUAACCAUUCAUUCAUAGCUGCCCACGUGUAAACAGAGUAAUCCUGCAUACUAUUGGAUGCAAACAUUUUACAGGCAUUAAAAAUCAGAACCAACAUUUUGAAAUAUAUUGCAGUCGUGUGUGUUAUUGCUAAAGUCCUCAAUGAGAAUUAAGUGUCAGAUUUAAAACUAAUUAUACAAGAUCACUAAAAUGUAAUAAAUGGCACGAUCAUAAGCAGUGUUUCCAGAGGAGAGAUAAGUAACAUGCAUGUUUACGUUUAUUCACAGUAUGCUUAACAAAAUGUACAGUAUACAGCUGUAGAGUAUG